Messenger RNA from Cyclopterus lumpus (lumpfish), 1611 nucleotides. RefSeq names its product nucleoporin 50 (gene nup50). Gene Ontology annotation, cellular component: nuclear pore. Bases 316 to 1548 code for a protein of 410 amino acids. Gene Ontology annotation, biological process: protein import into nucleus. NCBI's taxonomy places the organism in Eukaryota, Metazoa, Chordata, Actinopteri, Perciformes, Cyclopteridae. The transcript has 8 exons. The record is from RefSeq and is a predicted model, not a curated record.
UAAAACAACCGGGUUUUAAACCGGAACAGCACGUUAGCACGUUAGCACGACGACCACCGCUCGUGCGCCUGGGCCCGGUGAGCGGUUACCGCCGGGAAGUCACCGGCAGCACCGACGGCGGGUGUGUUACUCCCGGGGUGACCGGAUCGAUAGGUCUCUACUGCCGGUGAACACCGUGAACACCGUAAACACCGUAAACCCGGUAAUGUGACGGGAGCGGGAGGUUUGGUGCUACAGGAAGUGGAGCGACGUGACGUCACUGGUCCUCAACUUCAUCCCCUCCUGGCUGCUGACUGGUGUCCUUGAAGCGGUGGGAUGGCGAAGAGGAUCGCUGACAAGGAGCUCACGGACAGGAACUGGGACCAGGUGGAGGAGGAGGAGGAGGCCGGCUCCUUCCUGGUUGCGAGUGAAGACGUGUUGAAGAGCCGGCCGAUCAAGAAGGCCAAACGCAGGACCAUCGGAGAGGCCGACGGCAGCGGUUCCUUCAAAGGGUUCAAGGGGUUCUCCUUGAGCUCCUCUCCCACAGCGUUCUCCGGUUUCGGGAACGGGGGCGGCUUCACGGGCCUCAACGGAACCAGCAGCGCGGCGCCGUUCAAAGGCUUCUCUUCGCCCACGGCCACCCCGGGUCUGACGUUCACUGGCCCCGCCUCCUCUGACAUCACGGCCCAGCAGACCAAUGGCUGCGCCCCGAGCCCGGCUCCAAGCUCCGGCAGCAACAAGGAGUACAGCCGGCAGCUCACGGCGCUGAACUGCUCGGUGAGGGACUGGAUCACCAAGCACGUGAACGGGAACCCGCUGUGCGACCUCAACCCCAUCUUCAGGGACUACGAGCGCCACCUGGCGAGCAUCGAGCGGCAGUACGGCGCCGGGUCCUCCGACGGGGGCUCCAAAGAGGAGGAGGAGCUGCCGGCGGCGGCCCCCCUUCCUCCUCCUGCCGCCUCCUCCUCCUCCUCCUUGUUCUCCUUCAGUAAAACUCUGGCAGAAGACUCGGCCAAGAGCCCCGGAGUGUCGUUUAACUUCGGGCAGAAGGUGGACGCCUCGCUGCUCGGGUCCUUAGGGUCCAAGGCGACCCCCCCCAGCUUCUCCUUCUCCUCCAGCCAGACCUCCUUGUUCGGGGCUCCUGCUCCUCGGCCUCCAGACGAGAACGGAGAGGAGGAGUCGGAGGAGCCGCCCAAAGCCGACAUCAAGGAGGUGAAGGAGGACGACGCCUUCUACUCCAAGAAGUGUAAAUUGUUCUACAAGAAGGACUCAGAGUUCAAGGAGAAAGGAGUCGGGACGCUUCACCUCAAAGAGACCGGAGACGGGAAGGUCCAGAUGAUCAUCCGGGCCGACACCAACCUGGGGAAGAUCCUGCUGAACAUCCUGCUGCAGGCCUCCAUGCCGGUCUCCCGGGUGGGCCGGAACAACGUGAUGGUGGUCUGCGUACCGAACCCGACCCUGGACGAGCAGAACCCCGGCAGCCCAAUUCCCCUUCUGAUCCGGGUCAAGACCUCGGAGGACGCAGACGAGCUGCACGAGACGCUGCAGAAGAAGAGAGGCGGACCUUAACACACACACGCACACACACGUGAACACACACACGAACACACACACACACACGUCAACGCACAA